CUGAGUCGCUGAGCGUCUCAGUCUCUGUAUUAGAGCCAUGUAUUAGUCCUGUAUGUGAAAUUACUGAAUCUGCGGACUCUGCAUUAUGGGGGACAUUUACCAGUAUCCCGUUUUCUUCGAGUGUGUCGGUCUGAGCCCGGAGCAACAGAAGAGGAUAGAAAAUUAUUUCCAUAUUCGUCGCAAAUCGGGCGGCGGGGAGUGUGGCUCGGUGACAAACGUAAACGACAAAGUUUACAGCAUUGCUUUCAAGGAGCGAGAGGCUCAGCAAAGAGUCCUGCAAAAAUCUCAGCAUGAGCUCAACUUUCCAGAUUGUACUCUGGUUCUUAACGUGAGAAACAGCCCAGCACCUCACAGCUCCUCGCCCAUCUCCCCCUCAUCUCCAGGCCAGCCAGUUAGCCUAACACCUGACGUAAGCUCAUCACAGAAGCAGCAGCCCUCUCUUGCAUCGAGCCUGCCACCCUGUGGUGAAGACUAUGAGCCAGAGGUCGAUAGCUAUCUUCUCCGUUACCUAACCGAAUGUCCAAACGCCGAGAAAGAACUGGCGACAGAGCUUGCCUCUGUGAACUGCUCUGCUCAGAUUUUCCCAGAUAAGGUUUUAGUCAGAAGGUUAUCCCAGCCUGGUGCUGUAGAUGAUAAGUGGAAAGCUGAGGUAAAGAAAGUUUUUGAUGGCUACCUCAUCCACUAUGAAGUGGAUCCUCGCAAAGUCAAAGCUUUGCUCCAGUCCUCCAGGUCUCCUCAGCAAAUGGAUGAGGUAAAGGUGUACUGCGAGGCUGGGUUGACAGUUGUGGUUGGGAAACGGUCUCAUGUGGAGGCCAAGUUAUUGGAAUUCGAAGACACAAACGUAAAAAGUCAAGCAUCAGGUCUGAGUGAGAAGCAAACUAGUCGUCGACUUGGUGAAGCCAAACUCCGCCUCCUCUGGGGAGAGAUUGAGCAAGGUUUGGGGGAACGUUUUCCAGAAGUGAAGGCCACACAGGGUGAUGCAGGUCAGCUGGUUCUGGAAGGUUCUGUGGAGGACAUUCUUAAGGCUGGACAGCUGGUAUCUGAGAAGGAGCAGUUGGUGUCAGAGUGCACAGUUUCUGACAAGAGCCCACAGUUUUUGGCCUUCCUGAGAAGAGUUUACGGAGGACCAGGGGUGCUAGGGGAUUUUUUGGGUGUUGGUGACAAAGUGGAAAUAGAGUUAAGAGACACAGAGCUACAUUUCUUUGCAUUCUCGGCUAAUAAACUCCAUGAUGCAGAAAAAAAAGUGCAAGAAAAAUUCAAGGAUGUCAGGUUUGAUGUUCCUACCUGCUCUGCUGUGCCACCGGAACUUCGGGAAAAACUUAAUUCCAAGACAAAUGAGUUGAACCAAGGGCAGUGCAGGGCUCAAGUUGUGUUUGGCUUAGACAGCAUGGUACACUUAGUGGGCCACACCAAAGAGGUUGAAGAACUGAGUGACAUUGUCACACAAUUUAUUUUGGAUCAGUCAAGUGUAGAAGGACAGGUCAUUCUCCCUUUUCCGGAGUUAGUAGAUUGCUUAACGGAGCUGUUACACCUGCUUAAUUUUGACUUUUCAGGGAUUACCAUACAUCCUUUACCAUUUUCCUCUCAACCAAUGGUAGUACUGGAAGGUCCAUCUGGAAAAGUGACUGAGGUUAGGAAUAGGCUGGGUCCACUUCUGCAGUCACUUGUUCAGGACAGAGUCACCAUUAGCAUGCCAGGGGCAGUAAGGUUUUUUGAAGGUCUCGCUGGAAAAGACAGCCUCUUAAGUGUUGGUCAAUCUCACAAAUGUCUCCUACAGCUUGAAGAACAACCUCAGAUUUGUAGACAAAAUUCAGGAGUUGCCAAAUACAACCUUUGUGAUGGGCUCCAGGUGCUGGUGUGUCAGGGUGACAUCACCACACAAUAUGCUGAUGCCCUGGUGAAUGCUGCUAAUGAAGACCUGGACCAUGGUGGUGGUGUUGCUGCUGCGCUGAGUAAAGCAGGCGGUCCUCAGGUGCAGAAAGAGAGUAAAGCCCUAGUGAAACAGACUGGAAAAAUCUCUACAGGCGAUGUGGUGGUGACCACAGGUGGAAACCUAAAAUGCAAGAAACUGCUGCAUGUAGUUGGGCCUGUAGGUGGAAAGUGUGGUGGCAAAGAGAGAGCAUUGCUGGAAAAGGCUGUCCGCUCUGCUCUGGAUUUAGCAGAAAUGAUGGAGUUCAAAUCCAUCGCCAUGCCCUGUAUCAGCUCCGGCUUGUUCCACGUUCCUCUCACUGUGUGCUCUGAGGCUAUAGUAACUGCCAUUAAAGAGUUUGGUAGUCAGGGAGGUCGAAGUCUGAGCAAAAUCAUCCUGAUUGAUAAGAAAGGAGAAGUGGUGAGGUCCAUGCAGGAAGCAUGUGACAAGAUUCUCCCAGGGACAAGUCCAAGAAAUUAUUUGGGAUUCCAGCCAAACCCAUCUGUCCUAAACACUGUAGGAGGAGCCACUGCUGGAGCUGCUGGAGGCGGUGUCCAAGUAGAGAUCAUUCAGGGAGCACUCGAGACCCAGCAGGUUGAUGCCCUGGUAUCUCCCAUGGUUGCCCAUGAUCCUCUCUCUUCCCGUGUUGGAAAUGUUCUGUCCAAUGUGGUUGGCCCUCAGAUGACUGCAAGGUUUAACAGGGAAGCAGGAGGCGCGACACUGCCUGGUGAAAUAGUCCUUGUGGAGAACUUACCUCCCCUGACAUGCAAAGCACUGAUCUUCCUCAACCUAGUCCCCUGGGACAACAAUCAAAAUGGAACAGCAGUGCAGGCGCUGAGACAAGGAAUCAGAAAAAUUCUGGCUUCCUGUCAGAUCAGAGGUUUUAGUUCAGUGGCUCUUCCUGUGGUAGGGACCGGUGCUGUCCUGCGUUUCCCUCACAGCGUGGUAUCCAGGGUUCUGCUGGAGGAGGUUGGCACAUUUGAAAAGAACAGAAACAACAGUGCACCUUUCCUGGUUCGCAUUGUGAUUCAUCCCAGUGACAAAGAGUCAAGCAAGGCCUUCCAGUCUGCACAGGGAAACGUGCAUCUCAGAGGAUUCACCAAUGAUGCAAACCCAGGUCAAGAGUCCUUCUACCGCCAUGUCUCUGUGACUGACCAUGAGGUCACAACCAUGCUGGGUGGAGUCAAGCUUCAGAUGGUUCGCGGAGACAUCACAAAUGGGGCCACUGAUGUCAUUGUCAACACAACUGACUUCUCUAACAACCCUUCUGGUGUCUCCAAAGCCAUUUUGACUGCAGCGGGACCCACUGUCCAAGCAGAGUUAGCACAAAAAGGAAAUCCAUCAGAUGACAUGUGCACCACAGGACCCGGGAUGCUGAGAUGUAAGGAAAUCAUCCACGCUCGCUUUCACUGUGAUCCUCAGUUGAUUCACAAGAAAUGCAAAAAGAUAUUGGAGUCGUGUGAAAGCAAAGGCUAUAACUCGGUGUCCUUCCCAGCUAUCAACACCGGAAUGGCUGGUAUGGCCUAUGAUAAAGCUUGUAAAGCCAUGCUGGAUGGGAUGGCCUCAGCUAUUGCAAAGACUAAACCAAAGUAUCUCUCGCUCAUCCACAUUGUCAUCAUGGAACAACCAGUCUUCCAGGCUUUCAGAACAGAGCUGGAGAAUCGCUUUGGACAAAUAGUCCCCUGUCACAUCAGCCUGAGAGAAAAAGCCAAACAAAAGCUCAAGAAGUGGCAAGAGAGACAUUCGAAAUUCUUCUCAUCAGCGGCACCACAAGAGAAAACCUUUGUGUCCUCAAAACCUCACCCAGCUGUGAUUCAUGUAAUUAGUUGUGGUCAUGAUAUCACCAUCCGAAGUGAUCUGGAGGCGAUGCUGCAGAAACAACUGAUAAAGAGGGAAGUGGAUGUGGAUGAUAUUUCCAGGCUUGAUCCCAUGGAGCUCGAUGCGGUGCAGGCAAAAGUCAAAGUCUUAGGAAUAAGCCUGGAGAACAAGAGAUGCCAAAGUUCGGAAAAUAGCAGAGCUGGAAACGCAUUCAGACCUGAUGCAAGAGAUCGGUCAGGAAAAGACGUCUAUGUGCUGGAAGGCCUAAAGGAGGACGUUUUAAGUGUCACUGACCUUAUAAGCAGAGCAACCCAAAAAGCACUUAGUAAAGAUCUUCUGGAUAAAGAAGAAGCAAUGGUGGCUCUUAAUGUCCAGUGGUCUUUAAAGGACAAAAAUGGAGAAUGGCAGGAGGUGAGUCUGCAUGACAACUACAAGCUGGAAUACGCUUACUCACAGAACCAAAAGUUUGACAUGGUUGCACCAGACGGCUCAAGGGUGAUCGCAGACCCGAAAGCACGAGAAGCCAGAAACGUCAUGACAGGAAUUACAUUAAGCCUAAAAAGGACCGAGUCUGGAGCACUGGAGUUACCAAAACACUGGGACCCUAUGCAGGAAGAAAUGUUCAAAAAGGUGGAGCUGCAGCCUAACUCGCAGGAGUACCGGGACAUAGCCAAGGGUUUCCUGAAAACAGCUAAAUACAACAUUUGCAAAAUUGAGCGUGUGCAAAACUUCUACCUGUGGAACGCCUAUAGUGUGUGUAAGCAGCGCAUACUUGCCAAGAAUGGACCAGCAGCAUUAGGUGAGAUGACUCUCUACCAUGGCACAUCGGCUGAGGCGUGCCACUGCAUCGAACGGGACAGAUUUGACAGGAGUUAUGCAGGACAACACGCUGCCAGGUAUGGAAGAGGUGUUUACUUUGCAGUCAAUGCAGAAUAUUCAGCUCAAAGGUUUUCCCCAGCAGACGCAGCAGGCUUAAAGCAGCUGUAUGUUGUUCGCGUCCUGACCGGCCGCUACACGCUCGGUAAUUCCAAGAUGAUUUCACCUCCUCCUCGAGGUUCAGAUCCCACUGACUGCUACGACAGUUUGGUGGACAACCAGCAGAAUCCCACCAUGUUUGUGAUCUUCCAUGAUGACCAGGCCUACCCGCAAUACCUUAUUACCUUCAAAUGAGGAAGACUGAGGAAGUCAUGCAUCAACGCUGCAGGGUCAAAGAAAUGUACCGCACAUUUCUACUUAGAAUUAUUAUGAUUAACUAUGCUUAUUUUGCCUUAAGUAAUGUAUCUCUGUAACAUAGAUUUAAGGUAUACUAAAAUCAAGUAGAUAUGUAAAGCAGACGUCAUCUCAGCCAACCAUUCAUUAUCAAGAUGCAACAUGUUCAAGAGAUUGGAAAAAAAAAGUUAUAACAUUUGCCCCAUUUAACAUGCAUUAAAUUUGUAUGACAGCUGGGAUAGCCUCCAGCCCCACAGCAACCCUGAACAGGAUAAGCAGAAGAGAAUGGAUAGAUGGAUGGAAAUUUCUACAUUACAUAGUUCUUGAUUACAACUCUUCUUGAUUAGAACUGGAACCAUUUCUUUAAAAGUUUUUACCAUGAUAGUCACCAACUCACUUAAAAAUGGGUAGGAGUUAAAUAAGUUUACUUAACUUAAAUGAAAUGUUACCUGUAUUUCUUUAAGGACACAUUAUCAUAAAUUUUAAAAACUAGAAUCCCUCAAUCCUUUUUUAUCUAAAUUUAUUUUAAACAAAAAUCUAUUAAAAGUGAUCACAGUUUGACUAAUAUAAAUAUAAAUUUUGCAAGUGUUAAAUGAGUAAGGAAAUCUAAAUAAUAAAAGAAAAUAAGAUUUUGUGAAAGCUGUAUUCAAAGUAAACUGUUUUAUCUGACGUUAUAAUGGUGGAGGAGCUCUGUCCAAGAAAAUACCAGAACGAGGGGAGGACCGCAUGUGUUUUCUCAUUCUAUAAUAUACUGUGUAUUUUUCAUGUGAAAAAAAAAAAAAAAAAAACACUGGAGUCAAUGUCACAUUAGGAUCAUAAUAAAAAUAUCUUCAUUAGAUGCACUUUAUUAAAAGUAAAAAGAAUAAUAUGGAAUGAUAAAAGUAAAAGUAGAGUUUGAUUUCCAUUGCACAUCAGAGUUUAUCAUUCUGUAUGCAUGACAUCAUGCAGAAAUGCUCUCGUGCUGAAUUUACUCUGCUGAAUUUGACA
Molecule: messenger RNA, 5923 nt
Organism: Archocentrus centrarchus (flier cichlid)
Lineage: Eukaryota; Metazoa; Chordata; Actinopteri; Cichliformes; Cichlidae
Product: protein mono-ADP-ribosyltransferase PARP14-like
Exons: 15
Coding region: 86-4897 (1603 amino acids)
Biological process (GO): negative regulation of gene expression; protein poly-ADP-ribosylation
Cellular component (GO): nucleus; cytoplasm
Molecular function (GO): NAD+ poly-ADP-ribosyltransferase activity; transcription corepressor activity
Source: RefSeq, a predicted model, not a curated record